Molecule: messenger RNA, 2400 nt
Organism: Penicillium oxalicum
Lineage: Eukaryota; Fungi; Ascomycota; Eurotiomycetes; Eurotiales; Aspergillaceae
Product: pseudouridine-5'-phosphate glycosidase/carbohydrate kinase family protein
Exons: 7
Coding region: 1-2400 (799 amino acids)
Molecular function (GO): pseudouridylate synthase activity
Source: RefSeq, a predicted model, not a curated record
AUGUUCGUCUCCAGAGCAGCUGCUCGGCUUCAAUGCCGAAGAGGCACUCAUCUACCACACCUACGCUCCCUUCAUGAUCUCCAGAAGCACCCUCAGAGUAGGUUCCUGCAGGUUUCGGAAGAGGUGCGCGACGCUGUUGCAACUGGAAAGCCAGUUGUUGCACUGGAAACAACAAUCUAUACACACGGCUUUCCGUACCCCGAGAAUGUUGCGCUUGCACAGCUUCUGGAAUCAGUAGUGCGGAAGAAUGGUGGUGUUCCCGCAACCAUCGGUAUUCUCGGGGGUGUGGCUCGGGUUGGAAUGAGUCCCGACGAGAUCGUCGAGUUGGCCUCGACUGUCGAGAACAAGAGUGCCAUCAAAGUCUCUCGCAGGGAUCUUGGGUACAUUUGCGGCAUGGGUAUGGCUGGGAAAAAGAUUCAUGGUGGUACCACCAUUUCGGGCACAAUGAUUCUUUCUGAGCUCGCUGGCAUUCGAAUCUUUGGCACUGGAGGCCUUGGAGGCGUUCACCGUGGGGGUGAGAACACCAUGGAUGUUUCUGCCGACUUGACUGAAUUGGGUCGCACCCCGGUGACCGUCAUCAGCUCUGGAAGCAAGAGUUUCUUGGAUAUUCCUCGCACUCUUGAAUAUCUCGAAACGGAGGGUGUCUGCGUGGGAACCUUUGCCGAUGGCCGCACAGGUCCAGUGGAUUUCCCCGCUUUCUACUCCAGAGAUAGUGGGAUUCGCAGCCCCAAGGUGAUUCAAAAUGAAGCCGAAGCCGCUGCAAUUGUUUAUGCGCAAUCUCAUCUUCCCGUCCGCUCGGGUCUCCUUUUCUGCAACCCCGUGCCUGAAGAAGCGUCGUUUGACAAAUUGGAAAUGGACCGUAUUGUUGCGGAGGCAGUUCGUCUCGCUGAGGUCCAAGGCUACACAGGCAGUGAUAACACUCCCUUCGUCUUGGCCAAGAUCAAGGAACUUAGCGGGGGAAAGAGCGUUGUUGCAAACCGCGCCUUGAUCGAGUCUAAUGUCCAGCGGGCAACCCGAGUGGCCGUGGAGCUGGCUAAGCUGGAGAAUGGCGACCGUGGAGUCAAGGCUGGACAUAUGCCUGCCAUCCCUAGUCCCACCAAAUCUACCAACCUAGAUCAGCCCAAAUCUCACCAGACUGUUUCACCACCGUCUCAGUCUCACGCUCCAGAAAAAGCAGAUCUCGUCGUAGCUGGCUCGCUCGCAAUCGACCUGUCCUGUGACUACGCUCCCUUCACGCCAGAGAGCAGUCAAGACGCACCCGUACCGCACACCUCUAAUCCUGCAGUCAUCGGGCAGAGUUUGGGUGGCGUUGGUCACAAUGUCGCCCUGGCUGCCCGGUACAUCGGGAGCGAGGUGCUCUUCUGCAGUGUGGUUGCAGAUGAUUUGAGCGGACGAGCGGCUCUCUCAGCCCUUGAAACCGAAGGUCUUGACAAUGCAGGCAUUCAGAUACUUCCCGCGAAAUCAGGUACACGGACAGCACAGUAUGUGGCCAUCAACGAUGCAAAGAAGGAUCUCGUCGUUGCCAUGGCAGAUAUGGGAAUCGUGGAGCUUUCCGAGAAGGAGUUGGACUUUGACCAGUUCUGGGAACCAUUGAUGGCAUCUGCGAAGCCGCACUGGGUAGUCGUCGACGCCAACUGGCGUCCAGAGGUCAUUGCCAAGUGGACCUCGAUGGCUCGCAAGCACGGCGCACGCGUAGCGUUCGAGCCAGUAUCCAACGCCAAGUCUCGUCGCUUAUUCCUUCGGGAUCCCGCCAGCGGAGCCGAUGCACCUAUUGGACCGACUCAGACCGUUCCCAACCAUGUCAUCAGUCUCGCCUGUCCUAACCGAUAUGAAUUAUCAACCAUGUACAUGGCUGCCCGUGAAGCGCAGCUCUUCGAUUCUCCAAGCUGGUGGGCCGCAAUUGACGCCAUGGGCCUUUCGCCCAGUGGUUCGCGCGAGCGCCUAGUCAUGGCGACGUCAGCCAAGCUGGUCGAUGAGGGUUUACCCCAGCAGUCCAUUCAGCUUCUCCCUUUUAUCCCAUGCAUUAUCACAAAGCUUGGAGGGGCCGGUGCGCUAUUAACUCAGCUCCUGCCACGUAAUGAUCCUCGAUUGACGGACCCCGAGUCCGCGCCUUAUAUUCUGUCUCGCACCAGCUCCACCGAUGUACCCUUCGGAGGGGUGUAUAUGCGUCUCUUCCCACCUGCCGCGAUCUUGGCGGCCGAUGAAGUGGUUAGCGUCAACGGUGCCGGCGAUACUCUGCUGGGUGUCUUGGUUGCUGGGCUUGCAAAAUAUCCCACGCUGCGCGUGGAGAAUGUUCUGCCUUUGGCCCAAGAGGCGAGCCGCAGGACGUUGAUGAGUGCGGGUGGAGUGAGCAAAGACCUGGAAGGCCUCGUGGCCGAGUUUAAAGCAAUUGCCCAAUAA